AUGCUUAGUGUAAGUACAUGUCCUACAAAACCCGGUACUUGUAAUGGUAGGGAUGUAAUCGCUAUGCGGGAUACAGGUUGUACAUGUGUGAUAGUGAAACGGGACUUAGUAGAAGCAAGUCAGUUUUUAGAGAAAACCCGUAGAUGUAAGUACAUAGAUGGGAGUGAACAUAGGCUAGAUGUAGCUAGAAUAGAUAUUGAUUGUCCGUAUUUCAAGGGUACAGUAGAGGCGUUGGUUGUAGAUAAUCCUACCAAUGAUGUUAUAAUUGGUAAUGUAGAGGGAGCUGUAGAACCUCAGUUUAGUAGUUUAGCGUCAGCAGUAGAAACUAGGGCGCAAGCCAAAGUUAAGAAGCAAGUAAAGCUUAAAGUUCCGUCUCAGAUUUUAGAUGUAUCUAGAGAGGAAUUCUUAGAAAAGCAACAGAAUGAUAGCACUUUAGAUUUGUGUAGAAAGAAGGCUGAGGAAAGUACGAUUAAGCAGUGUAGAGGUAAAGGUUCAGUUAGGUUUGAGAUUAGGAAUAGAUUGUUAUAUAGAGAGUAUACCGCCCAGAAUUUAGACAAAAGUAGACAGUUGAUUGUACCUAAAUGUCUUAGAGAAACUGUGAUGAAAGUUGCACAUGACUCGUUACUGUCAGGCCAUUUAGGUAUAAGGAAAACUAGUGAUAGGGUAUUAGGCGAAUUUUACUGGCCAGGAGUAAUGGCAGAGGUUAGGAGGUACUGUCAGUCAUGUAGUAUUUGUCAACGUACUAUAGCUAAGGGUAGAGUAAGUAAAGUUCCGUUAGGAAAAAUGCCUUUGAUUGAUACUCCGUUUAAGAGAGUUGCCGUCGAUAUCGUUGGUCCGAUCGAACCUAUGACUGAUAGGAAAAACAGGUACAUUUUGACUAUGGUAGAUUAUGCUACUAGAUAUCCGGAAGCCAUAGCACUACCUAGUAUUGAAACUGAGAGAGUAGCAGAGGCAUUAGUAGAUAUGUAUAGUAGAUUAGGAGUGCCAGAGGAAAUGCUUACCGAUUGUGGAUCGCAGUUUACGUCAGACAGAAGUAAGUCUAUACCAGAUAAGGGUAUAUUAAGUAAGGUUGGAGCAGCUAUUGUAGAGGAGGAUCAGAGAGAUUAUGAUAGAUUAGAUCCGAAUGAAAGUAGUGAUGAGUUUUCGAGUAGAGUAGAAAAGGAUAUAGUUUUGUGUCCUAUAAAGCAGGGUACAGAAGCGUACAAAGAUGUAGAGGUAAAUCCAGAGUUACCAGUAGAAUGUAAGCAGGAAGUAGUAGAUUUGUUAGACAAUUUCUCAAAGGUAUUGACAGAUAUUUAUUUUGUAUGUGUAUUUUUAUUGAUAUUUUUUAAGUUUAUCUCAAAUGUCGGCGCCAUUGCAGUUCCGCUCACAGAUUUGACGAAAAAGGGUCAGCCAAAUCUUGUAGAGUGGGGUGAAAGUCAAGAAAAGGCUUUCCAGACUUUGAAGGCUAGCUUAAUGGGUCCGCCUAUUUUGAAGUUGCCAGAUUUAGAUCAGACUUUUAUAUUGAGAGUAGAUGCUUCAGAUUUAGGUUUAGGCUCAGUAUUGCUUCAGGAAAGUGAUGGAGAGAAAUUACCUGUAGCGUAUGCUAGUAGAAAAUUGCUACCUAGGGAGCAAAAGUACUCAGUGAUAGAGAAGGAGUGUUUAGCGAUAGUAUGGGCAGUAGCUAAGUUUCACCGGUAUUUGUUCGGUAAAGACUUUGUAUUAGAGACAGAUCAUCAGCCGCUCACUUAUUUGAAUAAAGCGAAACUUAGCAAUUCCAGGCUGAUGAGAUGGGCAUUGGCAUUGCAGCCAUAUAGGAUCAGUAUUAGAGCAAUUCCUGGUAGAGAAAAUGUAGGCGCAGAUUAUUUGAGUAGAGUGUAGGCAGGUGGCUAUAUUAUAUGAUGUACAGAUAGUGACAGUGUGUGUUUUCUUUUUGUGUUUGCUAUUUUCAGUAUGUCAUUUUGCUUUCAAUUAAGAAAAUUAUAAAUUUUCUUUUUAAGGGGGGACGUGUGUCACAAAUUGACAUACGGGCCUUAUUUUAUAUGUAGUGUAAAUGCAGGUAUUGCAUCAUCUUUUUGUAAAUUUUUGAGUUAUUGAGGUAAAUGUCAGAUUUCACGCAUGAAAUACCUCUCAUGUUUUUCUGUAUUUCAUAACUUAAAUUUCCAUGUAAAUUUCAUUAAAUUCUGUUCAGUAAUAAGAAAGUUGAUAUUUUAUAAACUUCAGUAAUUUAUGUUUUUAUCCCCAAAACCACUAUAAUGGGCCUCAAAUUGUCAAUUUAAAUUCGCGCCAAAGUAGUUAGAUUCCCCGGCUAUAUCGUGAAUCCCGUGAAAAUAGAAAUAGUAAGAGUCCACGGCUUAGCCGUGAAUCCUAUGAAAUUUAGUAUUUGGCGGGACAUUAUCCUUUAAAUAGACUGGACUAGAUAUGCCUUGCGCACACCACCUUCCGACUUUAUAGACGAAUCUAUGUCUGAAUUAUUUUCUUGCUAGAAAUUUAUGCUCGAUCGAGCUUCUUCCGCCAGACGAUUUUUCCUGGUGAUGUCAUAACCCGGAAGUACAAUGCCCGAGGUUCACUUGUCUUCACUCGCCUGGAUGUGAUAUUCCCAGCGCAGAGCUUUCGUCCCAUGGUUGUGCCGUAAACCGCAAAGACGAUGAUUUUUGUUAUCCUCUGAAGUCAGCUCAGGGAUGCAAUCACCUACCACCAUAGGGAGCCAACACGGAAUCAACGUAUUCACGGUUUAAAGGGACUGUAUUUUGAAUUUAGAAGCUACGUUUCGUUUGUGCUACUUAAAGUUCACAAUUGAAUUAAAGAACUGUGUCACGUCAGAUUAGAAUGGACUAUAAGAACUUUUGUAUCUAGAGAUACUGAACUUUCUUUUUUUUUUCUUUCUUAUAAUCAGUUUUUUUUUCUUUUCAUAUCUAUUCAUUGUUAAUAAUCAUCUUUUGUAAAUAAAUUUGUAAAUAUUGUAAAGGGUGUUGAUUUGUUCUGAUGGUUACUGUCGCCGGUACGGCCUUUCCUGU
Messenger RNA from Mercenaria mercenaria, 2996 nucleotides. RefSeq names its product protein NYNRIN-like. The record is from RefSeq and is a predicted model, not a curated record. The transcript has 2 exons. Gene Ontology annotation, molecular function: nucleic acid binding. Lineage: Eukaryota; Metazoa; Mollusca; Bivalvia; Venerida; Veneridae. Bases 1 to 1860 code for a protein of 619 amino acids. Gene Ontology annotation, biological process: DNA integration.